AUGAAGAAAGUAUUUGGAACACAUGCAUUAUUGAUUUUAUGGACUAUAUUUGUUAUAUCAAUACUUUCAACGGAUGGUGAAGAUGAAGCUUCAGAUUCCGUACGAGAUCAAAUGGCCAUAUUUAAGAAUGAAACAGCUGGCAGAUAUAUUCUUCUAACUACCAGUAACGGCGCACCGGUUGAACAAAGGGAUACUACAACACUAAAUAAGAGAUUAAUGGGCAAUGAGUUCUUUAUGGAUUCCAUAACGAGGUUUGCUCGAGAGCGGAUACAGGAGCGAGUUGCUCACGCUAAAGGAGCAGGGGCCUUUGGAUAUUUUGAAGUCACACAUAAUGUAACUCAAUAUAUCAAAUCGGAAUUUUUGGACACAGUGGGUAAGCGGACUCCCGUUGCUGUAAGAUUAUCUGGCACUGUCUUAUCAAGAGGAGGCAGUGACAGUUUUAGACAGGGCCGUGGAUUUGCCGUGAAAUUCUACACGAAGGAGGGAAAUUUUGAUAUCGUUGGGGGAAGUUUGCCUGUGUUUCCUUACCGUGAUCCUAUUAUAUUUCCUGGUUUCGCCAGGUGCAGAAGAAACAAUCCAGUUACAAAUACUCGUGACCCUAAUAUGGAAUGGGAUUGUCUUACUCGAUACUACCAGGGCUUAGGUAUUCAUUUAUGGUUAUCAGGAUACGCCGGUAUUUAUAGGGGGUAUCGUUACAUGCCUGGAUAUGGGAUUCACACGUAUCAAGUUCAAAAUAAAGAAGGUAAAAUUUAUUUUGUACGGUUCUAUUUGACGCCAGAAGCUGGAGUGAAGUAUUUAAGUUCAGAAGAAGCGAGUCAGUUGGACUCUAUUGAUCCCGACUCAUUCACUAGAGAUUUGUAUGAAGCUAUUGCAUGUGGUAAAUUAGUAAGUUAUAAAUUUGAGAUACAGGUCAUACCAUUUAAAGAAGCUAUGAACUCAACAUUAGAUAUUUUCGAUACUUCACGACGAAUUCCAUUUAAUAUUUAUCCAAAAAUACCAGUGGGCCGUAUAGUACUAAACAAAAACCCGGAAAAUUAUUUCGCUGAAAUUGAACAAUUGGCGUUCAGUCCUGCUAAUUUAGUGCCUGGAAUAGAUGGUGGUGUGGACAAAUUGUUUGAAGCAAGGAGGUUAGCAUACAGAGAAGCUCAAUAUAAUCGAUUAGGUACCAACUUUCAAAAUAUAAAAGUGAAUUGUCCUUACAGAAGUAUAGUGAACACUUAUAAUAAGGAUGGUGAAGCACCCAUUGGUGACAAUGGGCAAGGUAUGCCUAAUUAUUUACAUAAUUCCUUCAAUGGACCGAAGGCAUAUGUUGACGCGAAUAAAUCAGAAUUAAUAGAAAUUGUUGAACGUAACUAUGACAAUUUUGACCAAACGGCAGAAAUAUAUGAAGAAAUGUCUGCAGAGGAAAAAGAACUUGUAAUAAGUAAUAUAGUCAAUAGUUUAGGAAAUGCUGUACAAUUUUUACAAGAACGAGCUGUAGCAAUAUUUACCCGGAUUCACUCAGAACUUGGAGAUAGAAUUUCAGAAGGUUUAAAAGAAUUUAAAAAGUCACCGACCUGCAAUAUCAAGUUCGAUUAG
Messenger RNA from Colias croceus (clouded yellow), 1578 nucleotides. RefSeq names its product catalase-like. NCBI's taxonomy places the organism in Eukaryota, Metazoa, Arthropoda, Insecta, Lepidoptera, Pieridae. The record is from RefSeq and is a predicted model, not a curated record. The transcript is spliced from 2 exons. Bases 1 to 1578 code for a protein of 525 amino acids. Gene Ontology annotation, molecular function: heme binding; catalase activity. Gene Ontology annotation, biological process: response to hydrogen peroxide; hydrogen peroxide catabolic process. Gene Ontology annotation, cellular component: mitochondrion; cytoplasm; peroxisome.